UACAUGUGGUGAGCAAUUUUGCUAAGUGCAUCUCCAAGUAAUUGCAAGAAGAUUUCUUGUAGACGCUAUAGACGUGUAUAUGGUACUGAGUACUGGUACUAAAACAAAUAAAUUCUAAAACAAGGUUAUCCUAAUGGCCUAUGCAUCAAAGAAAUUAUUCAGGACAUACUCUCUCCUUGAUCGAGUUAUUCAUAAUGAGCCAUGGGACAUUCCUAAAUUCAAGGUUCCAUCAGCAAAGAAAGAUAUCUGGGAAGAUCAUUUCGAACAAGGUUUAAGACACUUAGAUGAGAAUAAAUCGAAUCUCGCUGAACAAUCGCUCAGUAAAGCCUUAAAAAUCCUAUCUGCUUCUCCAAUGAAAAAACACCUUAACAAAGAGAAAGCAACAUGCUUCCACGCUAUGGCGGAAAUCUAUUCAACCCGAGCAUCGCAGCAGAUGGAUGAUGACGGCUUUUGUGAAAUGAUGGUUAAAAGCUUCGCUCUUUUCGAGGCCGAGCGAAUUUACAAGCACGGCAGCUACAAGGCUGACGAGGAAAUCGACACAGCCAUCUUCGAAGCAGAAGUAAAGUUCAUUAGUAAAGUAUUUGGGGCUGUUGGUGUCGAUCAUUACAAGAAGAUGGAAAACAAAAAAAAUCUGAAUCGGCAAAAGAACUACGACUUAAGAGACCCGGAAACGAUACUUGUGAAAGGGCUUCAACAACAACCAUUUCUGGAUGUUUCGCCGAUGACAACAGCCAUGGCGUAUCUGCGUGUUUUACAACUUCCUAAGGCGAUCGAAUGUUUGCUUUCUGCAAAAGAUGAUUCAAUGAAUAUAAUGGACAGGCCUUCAAGACCAACAAGAUUCAAAGGACAAUGCCGUGAAUAA
Messenger RNA from Dendronephthya gigantea, 862 nucleotides. RefSeq lists its product as uncharacterized. The transcript has 5 exons. The record is from RefSeq and is a predicted model, not a curated record. The coding region runs from base 134 to 862 and encodes 242 amino acids. NCBI's taxonomy places the organism in Eukaryota, Metazoa, Cnidaria, Anthozoa, Malacalcyonacea, Nephtheidae.